Molecule: messenger RNA, 2544 nt
Organism: Tachysurus vachellii
Lineage: Eukaryota; Metazoa; Chordata; Actinopteri; Siluriformes; Bagridae
Exons: 6
Coding region: 51-665 (204 amino acids)
Biological process (GO): T cell costimulation; cellular response to lipopolysaccharide; positive regulation of T cell proliferation
Cellular component (GO): external side of plasma membrane
Source: RefSeq, a predicted model, not a curated record
UAGAGGAGAGAGAGCCACGCGCUCGUGCUCACGACUCAGUCAGAGGGCGAAUGAGAACAGAAGCUGAACGCUGCUUAAAAAUGUCAAGGUUUGCUAUUUUGGUGUGGCUCUUGGCUGUGUCAUGCAUGGACAGCAGAGCAACAGAGCCAAACCAGAUUCUGAAUGUCUCUGUCGGGCAGAGUGUGACCUUGCCAUGCCCUUGCUCUGAAGAUACUAAUAAGCUCGUAUGGCAGAUUGGUGAGGAGAUAGUUGUGAACCAUUGUUGUACGGAUGACCAUCCACUACAUGAAUCAUAUGUGUACAGGACCCAACUCUUCCUGUUCAAUACCAAAGGAAAUUGCUCACUACUCCUCCGUAAUGUGUCCUUGACUGAUGAGAAGAGAUUUACAUGUUAUGUUUUUGAAGGGAAAGAUAAUUUUCAGCACAGAUAUGAAGUUGAAUUGAAAGUGAAAGAUGCUGUUUUGACGACUAACUACGCAGUCCCUCAAAAUUACCUGCCUACGUCAAAACCUCACACAGGCUUUAAAGUUGGUGUUCCCUUGUUACUGAUCCUGGUAAUCCUGACCAUACUGAUUGUGGCACUCCUUAUCCGAAGGCAGAGAAGACCAAGAAUGGUGGUGAUCCAAGAUCCACAAGCAAAACUGUUGGACCACACUCCUGUGUGAGAAGUAACAUGAUGCAUUUUGGAUGAGGCAAUAAUUAUGACAUCACUUCACUGUGAAUUUUUUUAUUUUAUUUUAUUUUUUUUACUUUGUUGAACACUGUAAUAUUUUCCUUAGGGCUUUUCACACUUGAAAUAGUUAACCCUGGGUCAUUCUAAUCACCGAGUAAAUGUAAUCUCUCUCUCUUUUUUUUUUAAUGCUUCACAUUGCUCAUACUUUAAAGGGUUGAAAAUUAAUCCUGCAUAUUCAUACUCUGACCUUUUGCAAUGUACAUACCUAAACUCUGGUUUAACAUUUAUUAUUUGCACAUUUCCACUGUUAACAACCAUGGAUUGGAAAAAAUAUAGCAUGCAACCAGUUUCAAUAACAGCUUAUCUUUCAUCAUGUUGAUAAGCAUCUGGUUUGGCAUCUCAGUGCUUCAAAGUGUUGCUAGACCCCGCUUCAAAAUUACAAGUGUGACACAUUUUUGUGCCUGGGGUGAACAGAAUUGUUUAGAAUGAUGAUAACCUGGGGUUAAGCACAGUGUGAAAAGUGCUCUUGUGUGUAUAAAUGUGCAUUUAUUUCAACAGUUUUACAUUUACUCUUACAUGCAUUUAAGUGGCAGAUAUCUACAUCCAAAGUUACUUAACAAUGAGUCAGAAUCCAAAUUAAUACAAAGCUGGUAGGCUACUGAGUGGUGCAAAAGGAAAGAGUUCUCCCAGCUGUCUAGGGUUUGCACAUUCAAAUUGUGAUGCAGGUAUGUGGAAGAGGACAGAGAACACGGCUUAGAGGUAGCACAUGCUAGCUUUCACCUUCUCUGGUUGGUAGCUGUUAUAUUAUCAGGAAAUGCCAUCUAAUGGAUGGGAAUUGGAUAAGGAAUUUUCUAAUCAGUAUUCGAUUGGGUUUAACAUAUUUUCUAGUCCAGUACCAUAUUGUAUCCUAUGAACAGCUUUGUGAAUAGCAUUCUAAGCUCUGUGGUCUUUCUCCAAAUCUUCACCUGACACUCAAAACUGUAAAGUCACUACUUGUACGUUUUCUCUGAUAGGAACAAGAUUAUUACUGUGACAUGAAGACUAAUGUUAAUCCAAUGUUUUCCCUUAUCACUCGCAUAAAUUCACAGCAGAAGCUUGCUGAGAAUCUUUUGAUUACUGGAGAAUGCCAGUAUUGGAAUGAGCAUUGGGAUCAGCCAGUACACACGUGAUUUUUCACUUGUUGUUUUCAUGUGGAAGUCAUCACAGCACUUAUAAUCGUUGAUACAUUUCCCCCACUAUUAAGCUCUUUGAAAUUUAAGGAAGCUUGGCUUUUUUUGGCAGAAAGCCCAGAACUGGAAAGUCACAUAUCAUUGUUGACAACAGAAAUGAUAAAGGUGAGAAAGGAAACUAUUUUCCAGUGCUUAAUGUGUACUUAUUAUAACCUAUUUAGCUUUUUAAUUUUACAUCAUAAAAACUCCCUUCACAACAAACAAAGCUAGGCAAAUAAUAGACUGAUAUACUCAACUGAGAAAACAAGUUACUUGUCUAAUCAAUGCUCCACCCUGGACCUCUGUACCACCUUUUGUAUUAUAUUUUAUAGGCCUAGAUUCAAAGGUCAGUGGUUUGUUAUCUCCUGUCUGUUAACUCUAAAGGAGGUACUUAAUGUGCAGAGGAUUCGCUGACCACAUUUUUUAGUGGAAACUAUUGGAAACUAACAUUUAUUUGAAGUUUGUGUGGUGUUGAUAGAUAACUGCGUUACUGGCAUUACUUCUGUAAUUAAAUCUACACCUGGGCUUGUUUUCUUCUGGUGUGUUUUUUUUAUUGUAAUACUCCCUAUGGGAUAUUUUUCUUUCUUGUAUUUAAUACAAAUGCAGCAUGAAAUUUAAUUGUGUUUUUAUGAGUGCCAAUAAACUUUACAGAACUUUUCUAUA